AUGACUAAAUCCUACACGGAACAGACCAUGAUGUCAUCAGAACCCCAGGAUUCUGCGACCUGGACUGACGAAUGUCAGCGCUCCCAGAACGAACAGGAUAUGGAGAAGAAUAACGACGCGCUUGAGUCCAUGCACGGGGGCCUCGAGGAUGACGACGAAGAUGGGUUAAACAGACUGGAUGAGGAUGAUGAUGAGGAGGAAGAGGAAGAGGAGGAAGAGGAAGGCGACGAUCAAAAGCCUAAACGUCGUGGACCAAAAAAGAAGAAAAUGACAAAAGCCAGAAUGCAGAGGUUUAAGAUGAGGCGCCACAAGGCGAACGCGCGGGAAAGGAAUCGUAUGCACGGACUCAACGACGCGCUGGAGAGUUUGCGUAAAGUUGUACCAUGUUACUCCAAAACCCAAAAGCUCUCAAAAAUCGAGACUCUGCGACUGGCUAAAAACUACAUCUGGGCCCUGUCAGAGAUCCUGCGGUCAGGGAAGAGCCCAGACGUCAUAUCAUUUGUCCAGGCCUUGUGUAGGGGCUUGUCUCAGCCCACUACUAACCUAGUGGCAGGCUGUCUCCAGCUCAACCCCAGAACUUUCCUCCCGGAGCAGACACAGGAGAUACCAUCUCAUAUGCAACCAGCAAGUGCUUCCUUCGCCGCGCAUCCAUACUCCUACCAGACUCCGGGUCUUCCCAGCCCUCCAUAUGGUACAAUGGACAGCUCCCACGUCUUCCACGUCAAGCCCCAUUCAUACGGAAGCGCGCUGGAGCCAUUCUUUGAGACCGCGCUGCCGCUUACAGACUGCACUAGUCCAUCAUUCGACGGACCCUUAAGCCCACCACUGAGUGUCAACGGGAACUUUUCCUUCAAACACGAGCCUUCGUCAGAGUUCGAAAAGAACUACGCCUUUACCAUGCACUACCAGGCUGCUGCGGGACUGGCAGGUUCACAGGGACACGCGCCCCUUUACCCGAGCUCUGCGCCGCGGUGUGAGAUACCGAUGGAAAACAUUAUGUCGUACGAAGGACACACUCAUCACGAGAGAGUCAUGAAUGCUCAGCUUAACGCUAUAUUUCAUGAAUCGUAA
Molecule: messenger RNA, 1071 nt
Organism: Salvelinus namaycush (lake trout)
Lineage: Eukaryota; Metazoa; Chordata; Actinopteri; Salmoniformes; Salmonidae
Product: neurogenic differentiation factor 1-like
Exons: 1
Coding region: 1-1071 (356 amino acids)
Biological process (GO): regulation of DNA-templated transcription; nervous system development
Molecular function (GO): protein dimerization activity
Source: RefSeq, a predicted model, not a curated record